Suillus clintonianus is the source of this 702-nucleotide messenger RNA. RefSeq lists its product as uncharacterized. The record is from RefSeq and is a predicted model, not a curated record. The annotation marks the transcript as partial. The transcript is spliced from 3 exons. NCBI's taxonomy places the organism in Eukaryota, Fungi, Basidiomycota, Agaricomycetes, Boletales, Suillaceae.
GAUAUAGUUGAUGCUCUCUAUGGAGAUCGUAAACGUCGCCGCAUGAUCCGGCUCGGGAAAUGGACUCACGCUCACGAAGUUCCCCAGCAUGAGGAUGUCAUUGCAAACUUUAGGAAUAUACCCUACAGCAUUAAUAUCGACGAAGCAUUGGCUCCUCACACUCAACUCCUUACAGAUAUUCUUGAGCAGCCGGAUCCUGUGAAAAUGCGCGACACAGUCCCAGUUCUUGGAUAUCUCGCUGACCUGUCAGAGAAAUCAGGUCGUAGGCACACUACAGUCCCGUAUUGCGGUGAUCUGUCACUCACGGACUGUGCUCAUAUUGCAAACUGGAUUUACCGAAAUGUCCCUGGUGCAGCUGAACGAAUUAUCAAUUGGCUAAACUGUGCUACAUAUGCACAUGCUUGCACUAUCGUAGUUUCGAAGCGCAAGAAAAACUUACUCCAGGAGCCAGCCGAAAAUAUCCUCAUUGAACAAAACGCGAUUCUCCAGGCUGCCUGGCUUGACCUCCAACUCAGCUAUGAUCUGACCUCGAUGGACAUAGACGUUGACUUGGAGUGUCUUGGCAUACUUGAACAGCGGAUGUUCGAGCUCUCGUUGGCUGCAGGAGCUGCAGGAAAUGAACAAUGGGGCAAAGAUGCUGGUGCACACCAAGAGCGAUGGAAUCCCUAUGAGGGCCUCCCUGAGCACUGGAAUCAUGGCGAC